Molecule: messenger RNA, 1094 nt
Organism: Phaethon lepturus (White-tailed tropicbird)
Lineage: Eukaryota; Metazoa; Chordata; Aves; Phaethontiformes; Phaethontidae
Gene: TMEM38A
Product: transmembrane protein 38A
Exons: 5
Coding region: 7-765 (252 amino acids)
Biological process (GO): potassium ion transmembrane transport
Cellular component (GO): membrane
Molecular function (GO): identical protein binding; potassium channel activity
Source: RefSeq, a predicted model, not a curated record
GUGGAGAUGUCUCGUAAGAGCCCUUUUGCCUCCUGGCUUUGUGCUAUGCUCCACUGCUUUGGAAGUUACAUACUUGCUGAUCUAUUACUUGGAGAAUCACCCAUUGAUUACUUCAGUAAUAACUCCAGUGUCAUCCUGGCCACAGCAGUCUGGUAUUUGAUAUUCUUCUGUCCCAUGAACCUCUUCUACAAGUGUGUUAGCUUUCUGCCUAUGAAGCUCAUCUUUGUGGCAAUGAAGGAAGUGGUCAGAGUUCGCAAAAUUGCAGCUGGGGUCCACCACGCUCAUCACCGUUACCACCAUGGCUGGUUCAUUAUGAUGGCUACUGGAUGGGUCAAAGGUUCUGGUGUUGCCUUGAUGUCUAACUUUGAGCAACUGCUGCGUGGGGUCUGGAAGCCAGAAACCAACGAAAUUCUUCGUAUGUCCUUCCCUACAAAGGCUAGUCUGUAUGGCACAGUCCUCUUCACUCUGCAACAAACUCGCUGGCUCCCUGUCUCUGAAGCCAACCUCAUCUUCUUUUUCACCAUGUUCAUGAUAGUUUGCAAGGUUUUCAUGACGGCAACUCACUCUCACGCCUCACCUUUCGCUCCAGUGGAAAGCUUCAUCUGCCCAGUUUUCUUUGGCUCUGUUUCCAGUGGACACACUAGUCAUCAUCAUGAUCAGCAUGGGGCCUCCCAUGAGGUUUCCCAUCCUCCACCUCCUCCUGCAAAGUCAAAAGAGGAGCUAAAUGAAGGCACAAGAAAAAGGAAAGCAAAAAAAGCUGAAUAAAAAACCAACUGCACAGUAAAUAGGCCAAGAAAAUUCCUCCAGAGAUGAGUCUCAAAGCCACCUGUGACCUCCUUUAUCCUCCAGUCCUUCUCUCUCAGACUGGUGGAAGCCAGGACACUGCCAGGCGGGUCCCUGAAUUUCGUUUGUGCUCUCUGUGCUGCUGCUUGCUUCUUGAUCUCUGUCUCUCUAUUAUGAUCAUAUUUUCAGGGAUUUGUAGAUUUGUGCCAGGAUGAUAAGUGGGUGCCAGUUCCCAAGCUGUCAGCAAUUAAGAUGCAGCAUUUUCAACUGAUGUAAAAUCUUUCACUGUGCUUAUUUAUGAAUGGAGGUAG